Dipodomys ordii (Ord's kangaroo rat) is the source of this 1032-nucleotide messenger RNA. RefSeq names its product melanoma-associated antigen B4-like. NCBI's taxonomy places the organism in Eukaryota, Metazoa, Chordata, Mammalia, Rodentia, Heteromyidae. Gene Ontology annotation, cellular component: nucleus. The coding region runs from base 1 to 1032 and encodes 343 amino acids. Gene Ontology annotation, biological process: negative regulation of transcription by RNA polymerase II. The transcript has a single exon. The record is from RefSeq and is a predicted model, not a curated record.
AUGCCAAGGGGACAGAAGAGUAAGCAUCGCUCCCGUGCCAGGCGUCAACAGGAACACGGGGAGAGUCCUUGGGGUGCACAGGCCCCCAAAGAGAAGGAAGUGGAGUCUUCACCCGCUUCUCCUGCUGGUGAUGGUGCUCUCCCCAGCUCCAGUGCUGUCUGCAUUUCCCACAAGUCUCAGGGAGCCCAGUCAUCUGCCUGUGAUGAUGUAGGGGCUUCUUGUACUAGUUCUGAUGUAGGUGCCCAGGGUCCUAAUGCAGGUACUGAUGAGGAAAGUUCCAGUACCUUCCAGGUGGCAGUCCCCACUAAGAGCAGGUUCAAAGAUCCACUCACCAGGAAGAAUAAUACACUGGUGCAAAACAUGCUAGAGAAGCUUAAAAUAAAAGAGCCUAUUACACAGGUAGAUAUGCUAAAGGUCAUCCAAAAAAAUUACAAGCAGCGCUUCCCUGAGAUCUUCAGGAAUGCAACCCAGCAGAUGGAGCGGUUAUUUGGUAUUGAUUUUCAGGGAGCAAAGCCAAAUAGUAAACCUGAAACCCUUGCCAGCAAGUUGGGUGACAUCAGUGAGAGUAAUCUGAGUGCCACUGGGGGCUUGUCUAGGAUGGGCAUGGUGAUGAUGCUCUUGGGUAUCAUCUUUAUGAAGGGCAAUCGUGCCACUGAAGAAGAUGUUUGGAAAUUCCUGAAUGACCUGGGGAUUCAUGAUGGGAUGAAGUAUGCAAAGUUUGGUGAGCCUAGAAAGCUCAUCACCAAUGAUUUGGUGCUGGAUGGAUACCUGGAGUACCGCCAGAUACCUGACAGUGAUCCUCCCUGUUAUGAAUUCCUGUGGGGUGCCAGAGCCCGAAUUGAAACCACCAAAAUGAAAGUGCUCGAGUUCUUGGUUAAGGUUGUCGAUAAGCCCCUUAAUACUUUCCCUAUGUUGUAUGAUGAGGCUUUGAAGGAUGAGGCAGGGAGAGCAGAAGGAAGGGGUACAGCUGGGGACUCCCUUGUUGCCCAGGACCCUUCCCAUGCUGCAGCCCUCAGCUCCUCCCACAUCUAG